Messenger RNA from Carica papaya (papaya), 774 nucleotides. Its product is annotated as DUF3339-domain containing protein. NCBI's taxonomy places the organism in Eukaryota, Viridiplantae, Streptophyta, Magnoliopsida, Brassicales, Caricaceae. The record is from RefSeq and is a predicted model, not a curated record.
AUAUCAUUUUAGCUUUUCAGGAUUCUUAUUCUCAUCUCUCCUCUUCUAAUAACCACAACCAACUAAUGUCUUUAGGAACAUGAAAGCUUUAUUAUAAAUGUAUAUAUGUAUAUAUUCUCUCUUUACUCUUUCUUCUUCUUCUUGGGAAUUAGGGAAAGAAGAUGAAUGAUUGGGCUGCUCCAUUGAUUGCUGCUGCUCUAUUUGCGUUUCUGUCACCAGGACUGGUUUUUCAAAUACCAGGGAAGCAAAGGCCAGUUGAUUUCGUGAACAUGAAGACAAGUGUGGCAGCAAUCUUUGUACAUACUGUUCUCUAUUGCUUGUUUCUUAUGUUGUUUCUUGUUGUUCUUCAUGUUCAUCUCUACCUCUAAGAUAUAUAUAUAUAUACACGUAUAUGUAUAUAUAUGUAGCAAAAGUACUAAAAGCAAAAAGAUUUGUGUUCUUGACCCCCCCAAAAAAAAAAAAGUGAAGAGAGUUUGAUGAACACCCUUUUGCCUUUAGAUUUAGCCUUGUAAGCUCUAUUUGUUAAUGAAGAAACCGUUCAAAAGUACCCUCUGUUCUUGCUAUUUAUCUGUGUAUAUGUAUGUAUAUCCAUCCUCUUACGGGGAUAUGUAGAGGAAAAAGUAGUUAUCGAUUGAUUUUGUUUAAUAGAGGGUUAUAUUUGUGAAUAGAUCAACAGGAAAAGAGAGUUAUUCGGUUCUUGUUCAAGCCCAUAUAUAUAUAUAUAUGUAUGUAACUAUCAAGAAAUCAUGGAAGGUUUAAGAAAAAAAAAAAAAA